AUGUAUUCAUCUCUCCAGUCUAUCUCUCUUUCUCUCUCUCUAUGUGUGCCAUACAAACACAUUACUUUUAUUCCAUUUAUAUCCCCACAACGUCAAGAUUUUAAUCCAAUUAUGUUAAUCAUUGCAUAACAUAAACAGCGGACUCUGGGUACUCCGUUCCAAGAAAGCAUGGCAAGAAUGGUGGAUGUCGGCUCUCAACCAGAUUUAUCUCUUGGUGAUGGGAAGCUGAGAGUUUCUGGGAACUGCAUUCUCAGUGAUGUUCAUGACAGUAUUUUCCUAACUCCAUCAGAAACCAAUCAGGGCACUUUCAUUGGUGUUAAGGCUGAUCAUCAGCGUAGGAGCCGCGUGGUUUUUCCAGUUGGAAAGCUCAAGGGGUUAAGAAUUUUAUGUCUUUAUCGGUUCAAGUUGUGGUGGAUGACCCAGUGUAUGGGGACAUGUGGGCAGGACAUACCCUGUGAGACUCAGUUUUUAAUGGUGGAAGUACCCGACAGUUGUCAAUUUGGUGAGGAAACGGAAGGUGGGGAAGGACUGUCAAAACCAGUGUAUUACACUGUGUUCUUGCCAAUUCUUGAAGGGGAUUUCAGGGCUGUACUCCAGGGAAAUGCACAUGAUGAGUUGCAGAUCUGCCUAGAAAGUGGGGAUCCUUCUGUGCAAGAAUUUGAAGGGAGACAUCUGGUUUAUGUGGCAGCAGGGGUGGACCCGUAUAAUGUGAUUGAAAAAUCAAUCAAGUCUUUGGAAACCCAUUUGAAGACAUUCCGCCAUCGAGAUAACAAAGAGAUGCCUGAUAUGUUGAACUGGUUUGGAUGGUGCACAUGGGAUGCUUUUUAUACUGAUGUUACAGCUGAGGGCGUUAAGAAAGGAAUAAACAGUCUGGAGAAAGGUGGAGCUAGACCAAAGUUUGUGAUCAUCGAUGAUGGAUGGCAAUCAGUUGCAAUGGAUCCUACUAGUAGUGAAGCCAAAUGCGAGGACUCAGCCAAUUUUGCAAAUCGAUUAACUAGUAUCAAAGAGAAUCACAAGUUCCAAAAAGACGGUGGAGUGGGUGGUACGACGGAUUCAGGAACGGGAUUUUGCCAAAUUGUUACUGAGAUCAAAGACCAAUUUUCUCUGAAGUAUGUCUAUAUCUGGCAUGCAAUAGUAGGAUACUGGGGUGGUGUUAAACCUGGUGUUGAUGAAAUGGAUCAGUAUGAUCCCAAGAUAGUAUCUGUCGUUCCAUCCCCUGGUGUUGAGUCCAAUGGCGUUUGUUUCGUCUUGAAGAGCAUUAUGGAAAACAGGGUUGGCCUUGUGAACCCCGAAAAAGUCCAUCUUUUCUACAAUAAUCUGCACUCAUACCUUGCUUCGGCUGGCAUUGAUGGGGUUAAAGUUGAUAAUCAAAGCAUACUUGAAACACUUGGGGCAGGCUUUGGUGGAAGAGUGAAACUGGCAAGAAAAUACCAUGAAGCACUGGAGACAUCGAUCUCUACAAACUUCAAAAACAAUGGAAUUAUUUCUUGCAUGAGUCACAGUACAGAUGCGUUAUACAGCGGAAAGAAAGCUGCCAUUAUUAGAGCAUCAGAUGAUUUCUUUCCAAGAGAUCCAGCAUCACACACAAUCCAUAUAGCAUCAGUUGCUUACAACACCAUUUUCCUAGGAGAAUUUAUGCAGCCUGAUUGGGAUAUGUUUCAUAGCUUGCAUCCUAUGGCUGAAUACCAUGGGGCUGCUCGUGCUGUUGGAGGCUGUCCGAUCUAUGUCAGCGACAAACCUGGAAACCAUGAUUUUGACGUUUUGAAGAAGCUUGUACUUCCUGAUGGCUCCACAUUGAGGGCCAAACUUCCUGGAAGACCAGCAAGAGAUUGCUUGUUUUCUGAUCCUACCAGAGAUGGGAAAAGUCUUCUGAAAAUAUGGAAUAUGAAUGAUUUCACUGGAGUUCUUGGAGUAUUCAAUUGUCAGGGAGCGUCAUGGUGUCAGGUUACUAUAAAGAAUCUGAUCCAUGAUGAACAACCUGAAACAAUCUCCGGCACUGUCCGAGCAACAGACGUUGAAUACCUGGGGAGCAUUGCUGAGAGUGGAUGCCCUGGAGAUUGCGUUAUGUAUUCCCAUAGAGGCGGCAAACUUAUCUAUGUUCCAGAGAAUACAUCUCUGCCGAUUCAACUGAAAGCUCGUGAAUACGAAGUGUUUACAGUGGUUCCAGUCAAGAAACUCUCCAAUGGGGCUGCAUUCGCUGCAAUAGGUCUCAUCAAUAUGUUCAACUCCGGCGGAGCAAUAAAAGAAAUAAACUACGAAAGAAACAUCAAUCUAAGUGUUCGUGGGCGUGGAAUAUUCGGUGCAUACUCAUCGGUCAGGCCUAAAAGGAUCAUAAUAGAAACAUUGGAAGAGGAGUUCGAUUACGAUGAGCGCUCCGGACUCGUCACUCUUACUCUACGAGUUCCAGCGGAGGACUUAUACCAAUGGAACAUAACAAUUGAAGUUUGAGCACUUGGUUAGUAUAAUUACUCAAGCAAUUCAAAAGAUUUGAUUUUUUUGGUAGGGGGAGCUUCAACAUGUUAAAAAAGUAAGAACAUUAGCUCCUACCUUUUCCCUUCUCCAAAGGGUAUCAAAAUUAUUACAAUGCUGCUGCUGCAAUGAGUGGUGUAGCUGUGUAGGAUCUAUAUGACGAUAAAGAAUUGUGAAAACUGAGACAUCUCUGUCCCACCCCACAUUUGCUUGUAUUAUUGUGGUUUCAACAUUAAUUUCUAAUCACAUUGGCAUCACGAAAGGACAUUGCAUCGCGCUUUAAACUAA
This is a messenger RNA of Sesamum indicum (sesame), 2757 nucleotides long. RefSeq names its product putative galactinol--sucrose galactosyltransferase 1. NCBI's taxonomy places the organism in Eukaryota, Viridiplantae, Streptophyta, Magnoliopsida, Lamiales, Pedaliaceae. The record is from RefSeq and is a predicted model, not a curated record.